Molecule: messenger RNA, 2899 nt
Organism: Jaculus jaculus (lesser Egyptian jerboa)
Lineage: Eukaryota; Metazoa; Chordata; Mammalia; Rodentia; Dipodidae
Gene: Hoxa3
Product: homeobox A3
Exons: 3
Coding region: 707-2032 (441 amino acids)
Biological process (GO): regulation of transcription by RNA polymerase II
Cellular component (GO): nucleus
Molecular function (GO): DNA-binding transcription factor activity, RNA polymerase II-specific; RNA polymerase II cis-regulatory region sequence-specific DNA binding
Source: RefSeq, a predicted model, not a curated record
GGGCUGGCUUCAGCUUGUCUGUGGAGGGAAGGCCCUACGGAAAGUUAAGUGCACGCUAAGAAGGUGGACAGCAUUGCUGUUCCUUGUGUUUGGAGUGUGUGUAAAGAAAUCUAAGUGGAGAUAAGCGGCUUUGUGUGGCAUGCUUUGGUGGGUGGGUGGGGGGUGUCUCCUAGCAUCCUCCUAUUAAGACAAAACUCUUACAAACUACUGGUCAAGGUCCCUCACUUCCCUUCCCCCAAUGCUAAAUGUCCUGCUUGGAAACCUAGUUCCUUCAGUGAUUCCCUAUUUCAAAUAAAAGGAUUUAAGUUGACGUAUGACCACGUGAGCACAUAAUACCACACAUUAUUGUGGUAUUUGGAGCGGAGACCCAGGCAGGCUUUGCCUGUGGUUUUCUAGAUUCUCUACACAGGGAGAGCUUCCCCUCACCCCACGCACCCACCUCCUCCUUUUCCUUUCCCUUCUCCGGAGAGGGAGAGCACUCUUCCAGCGGUCAGUCGGUCGCAGUUUUCAGCACUCAUGGAGCAGUUCUGGGCCAGCUAACUGAUGGGACUCCAGGCCACACCAGGAGGAUGGAAUUUAUUUUAAGGUCUGCGCGGGGCGACCAUUGGCGGCGGAGCGUCACGUGACCGCAGGGGCGUGCCAAUGUGCGCCCUCACGGGUGUCAAGCCCCCGUCAGAGUGUGCGAUCAAGAUCGUGAAACAACGCGAUGCAAAAAGCGACCUACUACGACAGCUCGGCGAUCUACGGUGGCUACCCCUACCAGGCAGCCAACGGUUUCACUUAUAAUGCCAGUCAGCAGCCGUACGGGGCAUCUGCCACUCUGGGCACCGACGGCGAGUACCACCGACCCGCCUGCUCACUCCAGUCGCCUGCCAGCGCUGGGGGCCACCCCAAGGCCCAUGAGCUGACUGAAGCGUGUCUGCGCACACUGAGCGGCCCGCCCAGCCAGCCCCCAGGCCUGGGCGACUCGCCUUUGCCCCCACCUCCACCCCAGGCCGCGCCCCCGGCCCCACAGCCACCCCAACCCCCACCGCAGGCCCCUGCGCCCACCCCUGCGGCUCCCCAACCCCCUUCAUCGGUCUCCCCCCCUCAGAGUGCCAACAGCAACCCUACCCCUGCCAGCAGAGCCAAGAGCCCCCAACUCAACUCUCCCACGGUGGCCAAACAGAUCUUUCCCUGGAUGAAAGAGUCGAGGCAGAACACAAAGCAAAAAAACAGCGGCUCCAGCUCAGGCGAGAGCUGCGCCGGUGACAAGAGCCCGCCCGGGCAGGCUUCGUCCAAGCGCGCGCGCACGGCCUACACGAGCGCGCAGCUGGUGGAGCUGGAGAAGGAGUUCCACUUCAACCGCUACCUGUGCCGGCCGCGCCGGGUGGAGAUGGCCAACCUGCUGAACCUCACCGAGCGCCAGAUCAAGAUCUGGUUCCAGAACCGGCGCAUGAAGUACAAGAAGGAUCAGAAGGGCAAGGGCGUGCUAACCUCCCCGGGGGGCCAGUCCCCAAGUCGCAGCCCAGUGCCGCCUGGCGCGGGCGGUUAUCUGAACUCAAUGCAUUCGCUGGUGAACAGCGUCCCCUAUGAGCCCCAGUCGCCCCCUCCCUUCUCCAAGGCCCCCCAAGGCACCUAUGGGCUGCCACCCGCCUCCUACCCCGCUCCUCUGCCCAGCUGCGCGCCUCCACCUCCCCCGCAGAAGCGCUACGCGGGUGCGAGCGCAGGGGGCACCCCCGACUACGACCCGCAUGCUCACAGCCUGCAGGGCAAUGGCAGCUAUGGGACCCCACACUUACAGGGAAGCCCCGUCUUCGUGGGGGGCAGCUAUGUGGAGCCCAUGAGCAACUCUGGGCCAGCACUCUUUGGCCUAACUCACCUCCCCCAUGCCACUUCGGCCGCUAUAGACUAUGGGGGCACUGGGCCGCUGGGCAGCGGUCACCACCACGGGCCAGGGCCUGGGGAACCGCACCCCACCUACACGGACCUUACCGCCCACCAUCCUUCUCAGGGAAGAAUUCAGGAAGCGCCCAAGCUCACCCACCUGUGAUGGUGGUCUUGGGGCUGUGUGCCAGGAGAGUCACCCACCCACCUUUCUUUUUUCUUCCUUUCCCUUUUUUUUUUUUUUUGGUUCUUCCUGCUCUCUCCCCCCUUUCUGUUUCCUCUGCACCCUUCCUUCAUUUUGUUUUUAUAGUUAUGUGACGUAGCAAUCUUGGUUGCUGGAAUGGCUGUCAGUAUCUAGCGAUAUCUACCCCCCCCCAACUAGGCUGCUGGCCCUGCACCCUUUACCCUCUCUAUUCUUUGAUCAGAAACAGGGUAUAUGAACAAAUGUUCUAGUCGAGUUUUCAAUGUGAAUUUGUUCGAACGUUAUGGCUCCCGAGAGGAAGCAAUUGCGAUUUUUUUAAGUUUUAGUUUUUUAAAUUGCACUUCUUGUAAUGAGCGAGAAAAAAAAAAAUCAAAGGCGCUUUGAAACAGGGGCUGCCUUGCAAAGAUGACUAAGUGUGCGUCUUUUCGUGUGUGUAUGCUGGUGAACAGUCAGACUUAUUUAUAUUUUUUUGCAAGCAUUGAAUAGUUUUAAGUUUUACAUAUUAUUUAUCCCCAUCCGUUCGUAUUUAUAUUAAAAAAUUCUGUACCCUGAUUGUUCAGAAGGUUUCUUGGGCCUUUUGUUCAGUGGUGUAUUGGCAUACAUAGAAACAUUUAUUUGAAAGGGAAAUAUUCCUUUAUAAUAAUGGUAAUGAUGCAAUAAAACCAGAGAGGAUCCAGCGUUUAAAACAAUGGUUUAAGUUUGUAACAUCCGGCAAAACCGAAAAAAAAAAUCAUCUGUAAACGUAAAAAUGCUAGAUUUGUUUUGAGAAUUUUACAUUCCUUGCUGCUCACAUUCUGAGGGAAAAAAAAAUAAAGUUUUUAUUCUGAUUAA